Messenger RNA from Racocetra persica, 422 nucleotides. Lineage: Eukaryota; Fungi; Glomeromycota; Glomeromycetes; Diversisporales; Gigasporaceae. The record is from the annotation of a GenBank genome assembly.
CUCCUCAUUUUUCGAAACUCACACGGAGCACCUACGAAAUGUCAAAUAUAAUAAUUCAAGAUGAUCCCGAAGCUCUACUCGAAGAGAUGAAUAAAAACCCUCCCUGCGAAUUUGGAUUAUCGUUAGAAGAGUUACUUACUCCGCGCAAACAAAAAACAAAAUCACAAAAACCACCUCGUGCACAAAAUAAGUUCAUUUUAUAUCGGAAACAUUAUGUUACACGCGCGAAGAAGGAGAAUCCUCAAAGGACAUCAGGAAUGAAAACGCAUGAACUUUCGAAGGAAGCAAGUCAAAGUUGGGAUUCUGAGUCGAAUGAAGUAAAACGGAUAAACAAGUGGCCUUUGAGGAAAGCUUCAGAUGGAGUUAAAGAGGAGUUUGAAGAAUAUAUCGAUUUUAACCAAUGUGGCAAUCUAACAAAAUAA